This is a messenger RNA of Salvia hispanica, 996 nucleotides long. RefSeq lists its product as uncharacterized. The record is from RefSeq and is a predicted model, not a curated record. Gene Ontology annotation, cellular component: mitochondrion. Gene Ontology annotation, molecular function: zinc ion binding. Lineage: Eukaryota; Viridiplantae; Streptophyta; Magnoliopsida; Lamiales; Lamiaceae.
UUGAGGUCCCCCAAAGUCUAUACGUAUAUAUUGGUAGUAGUAAAACCUAAAAUCCUCUCACCUAAUUUCCUCUACAUUAAUUAAAUUUCCAUAUAUUUUGCCCAAUCUGUUUAACCAAUUUUCCUACCGCUCGAUCUGAUCGUCCUUUUACUCGAGCGCAAGUGCUUUCCUGUUUUCGAGAGGGGGGAAAAUGGCUGGAGUUUCUGAUGAUCAGGUCACUAGCGUAUGCGGUCACUGUGACAGAGCUAUUCCAGUUUCCAAUAUUGACUUGCAUUUUGCUCAUUGCUCUCGGAAUCUGGAGAAAUGUAAAGUAUGUGAUGAUAUGAUUCCCCGUAAACACGCAGAGGAGCAUUUUCUGAGUACCCAUGCCCCGGUCUCUUGUUCCCUGUGCAGUGAGACUAUGGAACGUGAUAGUUUAGAUGUUCACAAAGGAGAGAAUUGCCCUAAAAGAAUUGUGACUUGUGAAUAUUGUGAAUUUCCACUGCCUGCAAUUGAUCUAUUGGAGCACCAGGAAGUUUGUGGAAAUCGGACAGAGUUAUGUUACAUGUGCCAUAAAUAUAUUAGACUUCGAGAGAUGCAUAACCAUGAAAGCAGAUGCACUGGUGUUGUUAGUAACAUAGCUGAAUCAUCAAGGAACGUAAGGGCACCGGACAGGGAAAGGGGUGCAGGUGCCCCAAGGAGGCAGCCACGCGAGUUCUCACCAAGGCGCCUACUGUUUACCAUUGCGAUAACCGGGAUCGCUGUUCUGUUAGGUUCGCUUUUCUUCCAGAGGAAACCAGACCCGACUCCGGUGAACUAAGAAUGCAUUUACUGAUUACACCUCCUUACUGUAUGGUUUUACAAGACGGUCUAAUGUUGGUUGCGCCUGUAUGGAUCUUUGUAUCAAAUGAGAGACAGUUAUUGUUCCAUUCGGUAAAUAGGUUUAUUUUGUAAAGAAAGGGAAACCGAAUCCCAUUUGAACUGGGAAAGAAUAAAGCAUUCGUUCUUCUUCCAAAA